This is a messenger RNA of Amoebophrya sp. A25, 3545 nucleotides long. The record is from the annotation of a GenBank genome assembly. Lineage: Eukaryota; Dinophyceae; Syndiniales; Amoebophryaceae.
CGAGAUUACUGCACGAUCAAUUUUCCAAUCUGUUGGUAAAGAUGUUCGGCGAGAAAAGCAAAGAACAGAAUGAGCAUUGUACAGUUUCAAGAUCAAAAGCUCAAGGUGAAAAGCUGGCUGAUUGACGAGUGAUCGAUAUGAUUGCAAAUAGGAGAUCUUCACUGUCACCAAAUCCAAAACUUCCAACGCAGGGAUCAAGUGGAUAAGAGGAAGAUCAAGGGAUCUGCCACAGAGAGAUCCAUUUCUAACAAGAUUCCCUCCCGCUGUCGUGAAGACAACAACCAACGCCGUUGUUUGGGGUCAAUAAUAGUGUUCCUUGUCAUGAACAUGAUUGCCAGAUCAGUUAGUUUUACAUGAUUUAGUGAAUGAAGGAAUGAAUGAAUGAGUGAAUCAUUUUCUUAAAGAGUUGAACACAAAGAUAGUGCAACUAAAAUUCUGAAGGCGCAUAUGAAUUAGUAGCAGCAAAUAUAUCACCUCUCCUCUUCGUGAGAAAAAUAAUACAACGUCACGCAGAGCUAAAAACAUUCUCAUGAAAUCAUUAUAAACAGGUAUGCGCGGCGGUUCUUCAUUGCCGAGGACCAAAGACGCAACCAUCGAUCGCAUUGCAUUUUAGACAAGGAUUGACUGUAUCGAAUAGAAAGCGUAAGUCACUUGAUUUGAUUUGAGAAAGUGUAUUAAGUAGCCACUAUUACUAUACAGAAAGAGGAUAGCUCCAUCAGCAUCACUGCUGUAAAGAUGUCGUGCGGCAUGUAUCAUAGUAUAUAUGGCUCCAGGGGCACUCCUCAGGAAAAAGGUGAAGCCCUCGCCGAAGCAGGAGAGAUCCUCUCGCCGUUUGAUUCUGCUAGCGCGGCGGUUAAGAAGUUGGAGGCCGCACUUAAGCAUCGGCAUUUCCAGUUUCCACCAACGGACGCAGAGGCGCAGGAGAACGAAAGUCCCACAGAUCUCGCUGAAGCGAAGCAGCGGCUGCUCUCGAGCUGCGACACAGCACGCAUGGAGCUGCUCGCUAUAAAUGAUGCUCCUUGCCGGGGCUGGAUGGUGGAUCUCGAAGCCAAAGCUGAGGUAUGGGCUAAGAGGUUGAUACGUCUGCACCAAGUUGUCGAGGACGAUUGCGAUGCUCUGACGGUGCGCGAAGGUCGCUUUCUCGUGGUUGACGGGGUAAAGUGCCCCCAGUAUAUAAAAGACGGCGCUUCUCGCGUUGCCGCUGCUCAAAGAAUGAGCAGCCAGCUACUGCAAAAGUGGGGCUCGAAAGGGGCGAUCGACUUCAUCACGAGUAAGAAGGCUGAAAUCGGGCGGAAGGUGGCUUUCGAGGGGAUCGAGGCUGUUGCGGAGCUUGUCGACUAUUGGGAUGCCGUGCUGCGACAAGUGAAGGACGACCUCGGGAAGGAAACUGAAAAGGUUGAGCCACGCGCUGACGAGGGGGAUGGUGAUGGAGAACCCGCAUCAGCGAAGCGUCGCCGCGUGGAAAAGGGUGCUGCAACCGACAAGAAAAGCAGCGAGGUCGGAAGUCGAGAAGAGGAGCGUCUGCGUGACCAAGAUUUUGACACCGAUUCCGAGUCUGAGCCUACUAUCUCACCGCUUUCCACUCAGCUGUUUCGUGAUAACCACCGGAUGUGGGAAUAUGUUCGAGAGUUACGGCGAUGUGGAAACGACAUCGAGGACGCGCACUGCGGCGGUUCGACUUCGUUGGCACCGUUCAUGAUGACGGCCAUUUCUGCGUCUCUGCAGUGUGCGUCUUCCCUGAGAAAGCAGAAAACGCAAUUUGCGGACCGGCGGGGAUUUCGCGUGCUCAUCGCCGUUUCGAAAGUAUUUUUCGAAGAAGACACAACUUGGAUUUUGGACAACGAUAUGCCGGAUAAUUGCAUCCAGUCGCUAACUACGAAGCUGGCGAAUGAGUGGACGCAUAUCUUGCACGGAAAAGACCGCAGAGGACGCGCGAUAUGGACCCCCGAGUACUUAGGCGUUGAAAGUUGGGAAUUUCUGAAUCACAUGGGACGCUUCGUGUGUGAAGACGUCCGCGAGUUGAUCACCGUUGAUUCGCUGCGGGACGGCCUGAAAUAUGCGCUGAAAAAGCCAGCGGUGGGACCAAAUGUAACGGCUGCGAGUGCUGCCUCUGCCGGGUCUUCCUCCUCCGCAGCUCCAGCGCCAUCAGAGCCACCUGCUGAGCCUGCUGCUUCCUCGGCGUCUUCGUCGGCUUCUUUGCAGCGCGAUCGCUUCGGGCGUACGCCAGUAGUGGAAAUCGCUUACCUCGCCCCGGUGGAUAGAACCCAGAACGCGAAGACGAAAUCCAAGGGGAAAAAGUGUCCGGGGCCCCAUCCUUCUACUUUAACGCUAGGAACGGUGCGCCGAGGGAGGGACAGAAACUGGUGGUAUGUCGAUGUGGAUGAUGCGGGCGUGAAAAGAUGGCAGAUCGUAGGGCUUAUAUUCGGGCGGCUGAACGCGUGGGGGCCGAAAAAGGAAGAAAUCGAAGACAUAAUUUGGCGUAGUUUGAGAAGUGAAGGAAAAAUUCGUGGCGGGAACAAACACUAGUGAAAUGUAAUGCUGAUGGGUUUUUCUCUUUUGUGCAUAAGAAAGUACACUGGAGGUGCUUGGCGAAGUGGCGUUUGUUCACCAGAAGAGUCAAGAACCGCAAAUGUCGUGAAAUCACCAGCAAUUUUCAGUCGCUAUUCAGUUAGUGGCUGCGCUUUUCGUUAUAUGCGUCAAAAGUAAUUCUUUAAAACUAUGCCCUAAACUGAGUCAGCCACAGCCUCUACGGGUUCACAUCGACCGAAAUUUCUUUCAAAGAAAUGAGCGAUUGUACGUGUUAGGUUUUUUUGCCCAUUUUCCGACUUUUUAAUGCCCCAGUCUAUCUUACUUGGUCAUAAUGUUCUCAUUUUCUGGUUCUGAAAACUCUGUCCAGUGGAAUUCUAUUAUUUACAUGGGUGUUUAUUGAAGGCGGAAGAAAAUUGCGUAUAUCUACCCCAAUUAUCUCAGCAUAGGUAACAUGGUAAUAGCAAAGACUGAAGCUUAGCACGGACAAAUGUAUUGAUGAAACGAUAGCAUAAGCAAGAUCAUUGAUGGAAAAUUAUCAUUAGUUUGGAAGUAGAAGCGAAUGAAAUGUGAUGAAGUAAAUAUGGUAUUGUGUGAACGAGAGCGGCGCUGUUUGAUCAGCAUCGCAUAAUUGUUUGAAUUCGAUUAGUAUGGGGCCACUCAGUAGCGGGUAGAAGUCGUCAGGGAAAUCUUAGGCAGAUUGCCGAAUAGAUUCGCAUCAUCAGCAUGAGGCCACUGCUUGGCAUUGAAUGUAGCGCCAGGAGUUACCACGAUCCGGGUCGGCUUCGAUAUAUUCCAAAAGCCGUUUUAUGACUUUUUUCCGUUGAAUAAUUGUGCUCGUGAAGUUCUUCUUCCACUUACUCUGCACCACAGUGGAAUCGCAUCCUUCGUGGUUGUCUCGUUAUUCUUCCGUGCUUUUACAAAAUGAGCCAGACACACAUGUCGAGAACGGCAGCAUCCGUCAAAGUUUCGCCAACUGAAAGCAGCAUGACAAAACUAAAUGGCGCACCAGAGAGGAC